This is a messenger RNA of Hippocampus comes (tiger tail seahorse), 2041 nucleotides long. RefSeq lists its product as uncharacterized. The transcript has 5 exons. Lineage: Eukaryota; Metazoa; Chordata; Actinopteri; Syngnathiformes; Syngnathidae. The coding region runs from base 155 to 985 and encodes 276 amino acids. The record is from RefSeq and is a predicted model, not a curated record.
GGGGCGGGGGGCUGUCAGUUGUAUAGAGCCCCGUGUGCCUUAUUGUAUAUGAGCAAAGUCGUUCCAGUUAGCUAAUGAAGUUGUAUCCGAUAUAUAGGAGCCAGCAAUUAAAACCUAUUUGUAAGGGGAUAAGCCAUAAGCUAGUCAAGUCAACAUGUUAAAGAACCUGACCAAGAAGCUAAGAAGACACUCACUCAAUGAGAUACACCCUUUCCAACGGAAGUUUUCUUACCACGGCAGUGGCGAGGGCGGUGAAAGUGAUGACUCGGAGGGAGAGAACCAGGAGCUUGCACAAAUAGACAGAGAGAGACGGCGAAAUUGUGCCCUCACCCCCUUGGCUACGAGCCAGCAGCACAACCAGGGUGCCCCCUCGCCAGCCCGUUUACGACGUCUGCGCUUGCUUCUUGACGCCAAUCUGGAUCGCCACUCUUCAGAGGAAGAGCUGGAGCGAAUCAGCUACGGCGACAGCAGGAAGUGGGUGUCGGCACUUCCGCAGCGCCACGGCGAUCACCACAGCAGCGCGUCCAGCGAUGAGGAGGUGCGGGAUCUUUGUGGCUGCGGUUCGCCCGCCGCCGCCGCCACCAGGCCUCUGGUCGAACCCGAUGCUCGUCUGGCUGCCACCUCCAGCCCUGUGCUCUUCAGCUCCAGUCCACCGUGCAGCAUCAAGCCGCCUCCCAUGCGCUUUCAGCUCCAAGUGGUGCAGCCAGUCACUCGGCCCAUCAUCUUGACCCACUUUGACCAGUCAGCACCCUAUAGAAAGUAUCGGCACAGCUACGGUGGAGAGUUGGGGAGGCCCAGUCUUGAUUUAGAGAAAAUGCAACAGAAAAUGCUGCUGAAAAAGAACUGCGGCGGAAAAACACGGACCAUUAAGAUUCGGACUUUGACUGGCAGUCGCCCUCCACCCAGGUACACGUACGAUCCCUCCAUUUUCGCCUUCCGGUCUUUAAGCACAGUGCCCCUAUCCGAGGAUCCUCCCUGCUCUUGAAGAAACGACCCACUGGUAGAUGAAGCCUAUCACUCCUUCUCUCAAAAGAAUGAUUGUCAGGAAAACAGACAUUUGUUUGCUGGUCCAACUAUUGCACACUCAGGUAUUCCCAUCCUGUAAACAAUGUCACUUUGAUGAUUACAAGUCAGCUUUUGGAGAACACAAUGGCCUAAUUGUAAAAUUUCUAAGGAUAUUUCAGGUUUUUCUAUGUAUAGCUGAAUAUCGCCUGGGAUUCAAAGAAAGAAGAAUUUCUUGAGCACAGAGGGUGUGAAGUGACAAGUAUGACCCUAAUUUAGCUUUGGGAUUGGAUCGCCUUCAAGGGGAAAUAAUGCAUGUACAGUAAGACAAUCAAACGGUUCCAAGGUUUCCUCCUUCAAUGGGAUAUACGGUAUUGACAUCUCCUCAGGUUAUUGGUAACUUCCUCUUUCAAACAACGGUGAGGUGGGGCAGCCGGUAUCCCAAUGUUUAGAUGCGAAACGUCACCUUUGCCUACCUGGAAAACAACUUCUAUGGAUGUGUUAUUCUUUGAAUAUGCAGGUCUUUAGGAGGUACACCAUGUGUCACUGUAGUUUAAUCUAGCCGACCUCUUGAUGUACAUUUUUCAAUGAAUACGCCAUUGUUAGUCUGGGUCAAUGUACUUGUAUUCUCUUUCCUUGCAUGAAUUCCAGGGUUUUGCAGAAAGAGAGGUACGCGAGCGUAUGGAGUCAAGAAUAGUUUGCUGCACAUUUGGCAAGUGUAAUUGGUGCUGUGUCUUGCAUAGCCAACAUGUAGUGUGCCAUUUUAUUUUUCAAUAUUGUACCUCAUUACUUUUUAGGUAGAAGAGGACCACUGCUAUGUCUCUUUAAUGCCUUGAAAUAAAAAAACACAUUCCUGUUGUGUUGAAUGAAAGUUGAGGUAGGUCUCAGCUCAUGACUCGAGCGGAUGAGUUGAUUAAAAGCCAAUGUCGGACGCCACUGUAACUGAAGAUUUCGCUGAGUUGAAUGUAACAUUGUGACACGCUUGUCAUCCCCUGUUGCACAAAAUGAAUUAAUAAAUGUUCUGUGGCCUCUUGUUUAA